AGUUAAUAGAAUACAAACUCGCCGGUUAUUUUAGAUAACCUUUUCACUCCUACUAAUCACUCGCACACCGAAUUAAUCUAUCCACCAGUUUGCCCUCAGACAUCAUCGUAACAGCACGGAUAGGAAGUAUUUCUUUUCUGUUUUUUUGAACUCAUAUUUGACCACGUCAGAAUAUUACAAAAAAAGUUUAUUUUACGGGAGACCGAACUGAGAUGUGUCAUUUUCAAAAAUUAUAAUUUAACGGAAGCCUGAAUAGAAUAGCAUGAUUCGGAGUAAAACAAAAAUCGAACUCACUUCCAUAAUGCAGUACGAAGUAAAUAUGUUGAUGAUUUUGCUUGCCGCAUUCCAUCUUCAAGCCCAAGCAUUGAUUCAUUCGCCGCCCAACUUUAUCAAACAGCCACCGAAUGACGAAUUAUUUUUUCAAGUGGCACUUGAACCGCACAGAAUGGACAAACCAUUUUUGAUUGAGUGUGAAGCUACAGGGGAACCAGAACCAACAUAUCGUUGGACCAAAAAUGGAGAAAGUUUCGAUUGGUACGCACAUGAUGAUCGAAUAUUGCAACAACCACGACGUGGCACAAUUGCGAUAACUCGACCACUUGACGAAGACUCGGGCCAAUAUCAAUGUUUUGCUGAAAAUGAGCACGGGAUCGCUACAUCGAAUUCAGUGCUAGUCCGCAAAUCUGAACUGAACGAUUUUGCGGAUACGUUGCCAAAAUCUGUUACAGCCAUUGAAGGAGAACCAUUGACAUUGCAAUGUUCACCACCAGCUGGUACACCCAAACCAGAAGUAAAGUGGGUACUUAUACAUGAUGACGGCGGCAUCAGGAGUAUCAACAAUUCACGUAUGACUGUCGAUCCUGAGGGAAAUUUACAUUUUUCAACUGUGACACGUUCCGAUGCAACUGGUAACAAUUUUUAUGCUUGUUCGAUAACGUCAGCGUCUCGAAAUCAAUACAAGUUAGGGCAUCGAGUAUCGGUAAUGGUUGAAGAAAGAGAUGAAAUCUCAUCAUAUCGAUACCCACCAACAUUCCAAUACGCUACAAGAAAAAACGCAGCUGCACUCAAGGGAAAAACAGUUGAAUUGUACUGCAUCUACGGUGGGACGCCAUUGCCCCAAAUAAUGUGGACAAAAAAUGGAGAAACAAUUCAUUGGAAUGAUGAUGGAAUAAGGCAAGGAAACUAUGGCAAAUCGUUGAUCAUAGAUAAUGCUAAGUUGGACGAUGCCGGAUCAUACACUUGUGAAGUAUCAAACGGUGUUGGAAAUGCACAAAUGCACUUGAUUAAUUUGGAAGUGCAUGGGGCUCCAUAUUUCACUUUAGAGCCUGAGACCAGAACCGCGGCCACAGAUGAAAAUGUGGAAUUCAAAUGUGAAGCUGCUGGUGUUCCGGAACCAGUUAUCAAAUGGAUUCAUAAUGGUAAACCAAUUGAAGAAUCUCCUGACGAACCACGUCGUCGUGUUGGCCACAAUAGCAUUUAUAUUAGUGAAUUGAAAUCAAGCGAUACAGGAAAUUAUGGAUGCAACGCAACCAACGCAUUUGGGUAUGUGUACAAGGAUGUUUAUUUAAAUGUUUUGGAUUUGCCACCAGAAUUUGUUGAACGACCACAGAAUGUGUCCAGCGUCGAUGGUCAUGAUGUCACCUUCCGUUGUCGGGUUUUCGGUCUUCCUGCGCCGGAAGUAAAAUGGAGUCGAAAUGAAUCAGAUGUGACCGGGGAACGCUAUCAAACCCUGGCGAAUGGUGACUUGACCAUUCACAACAUCGGUUUUGCCGAUGCUGGGCAAUAUACAUGCCAUGCACAUAAUAAAUUUGGCGACAUUGAGGGACAAGGUAUGUUGGUUGUCAAAGAACAUACACGAAUUAUUACAGACGAGCCACAAUUUUACGCCAUCGCUGCUGGGGAGCCAGCAACAUUCCGUUGUAAUGUUGUCGCUGAUUCAUCUCUUGAUUUGAAUGUCGUAUGGUUGAAAGAUGGGGAGGAAGUCAAUUUUGAAGAUGACGAGCGAUUGGUCCGAUUAAAAAAUAACGAAUUCACUAUUUCAAACAGAAGUCACGAGUUAGAUACGGGUAUUUAUACUUGUGUUGCAAAGACUGAUUUGGAUGAGGCUCGUGCGGACUUUAUGUUGCUGGUACAAGAUGUUCCAAAUCCUCCACAAGUAACUUCUCUUGAUUGUGAUUCUCGUUCUGCGACGAUAUCAUGGCGACCAUUGGGUGACAAUCGUUCACCAAUUAUUUACUACAACGUGCAAUAUAAAACAUCAAAUACGCCAGACGUUUGGACAAAUGCUUUCGAAAAGCUUCCAUCGUAUGAGUUUAAGAUUAAUUUUAAUUUUCCAAUGAGUGGAGUCAGCACUUAUACAUUCCGAGUUAUUGCUUACAAUAAACUUGGUCCAUCAAAUCCAAGUGCACAGAGUGAAUCUUGUACAUCCCAACCAGAGUUAGGGAAACACCACAACUAAGAUUCUAGCAUAAACAUUCUUCUCGACUACGAAUCAAAUCGCUCUAUUACUUCCCAUCAGGCUUAGACUCUGAUGGAUAAUAAAAUUGUUGGGAGUCUUCAUGUUUCA
This is a messenger RNA of Bradysia coprophila, 2566 nucleotides long. RefSeq names its product neuroglian-like. Gene Ontology annotation, cellular component: axon; plasma membrane. Gene Ontology annotation, molecular function: cell-cell adhesion mediator activity. Gene Ontology annotation, biological process: dendrite self-avoidance; axon guidance; homophilic cell-cell adhesion. Lineage: Eukaryota; Metazoa; Arthropoda; Insecta; Diptera; Sciaridae. The record is from RefSeq and is a predicted model, not a curated record.